Messenger RNA from Anopheles aquasalis, 2752 nucleotides. RefSeq names its product GDNF-inducible zinc finger protein 1-like. The record is from RefSeq and is a predicted model, not a curated record. Gene Ontology annotation, biological process: regulation of transcription by RNA polymerase II. Gene Ontology annotation, cellular component: nucleus. Gene Ontology annotation, molecular function: protein binding. NCBI's taxonomy places the organism in Eukaryota, Metazoa, Arthropoda, Insecta, Diptera, Culicidae.
CAAAAGUGAAAACAACCGAGUAGGAGGAAAAAUCGAUAAUUUCGAAGCGCUUUUGGGGAAGUGUCCCCAUUCUCAGUGAAAUUAGAAAGGGCUCCGCGCAUCGAACAGGACCGCGAUGGCCACCGCAAACCCACCGGCGUUUCACUGCAUUGUCUGCACGCUAACGAAGAUCCCGUUCGCUUCGCUGAGCAAGGAAAGCCAGCACAAGAUCGUCCGGAAUGGCCGGCCGACGCCAAAGAUGCCAAACCUAACGGCUCGCUGCCUGCAUGACUGGAUGACCGGUUGUGACCGCGAAAAGAAGCUUUACUGCUGGCCCUGUCUGCUGUUCAACACGUCCGAGUACGAUGUGUGGGGAAAGCGGGGAUUCAGCGAUUUCCACCGGCUUUCCUCGGCCACGAUCGAGCACACGAAGGAUGUCUCGCACCAGGCCAAAAGCAAAACGCUGAAGCUGUGGAUCGAGACGGCCGAAGAGCUGAGCGAUAGCAGCGGAGCAGAGGAGGAUGUAGAGUGUAUCCCGGAGUUGGACUUUCUGAAUGCCACCGCGUCCGAAAUGGACGAGGAGCUGGACGUGAAACCGAACGUGGAAGCACUAAAUGCAGCCCUGGGCCUGUCGCAGGACUUUGCCCGCCCCGUUGUGGAUCUGUGCGAAACGGCGGAAGACGGAGGCAGCGUCACCGGUUUUCAUUUCAUGAGCGCAGCCAUAGAGGUGGAUUGUAUGGAGGAUGAAGAGCAAAACUCUGCUCCCGCGCCACCACAACCACCGCCACCACCGGAAGUGCAGGGAGAGAAUAGCCAGACGAGCAAUGCCUCGUCGUCAAACCACAUUGAGCCAUCGGUCGCCGCCCCUGGCGAUGGGUUAGCACGUAUCUACAAAAACACACCUAGUUGCGAGGAACCUAGUGCGAUGAUGUCGCAAACGGCGACCCAGAAUGGAACGGACAAGUACCAACUCAAGUGGCAGGGACAUCAUCAGAACGUCAAUGUGUCGUUAUCGAGUCUUUACAGAAACGAUCGCUACGCCGAUGUAAUGCUGUUGACGUGUAACGGAGACGAGAACUACGUGAUACCUGCCCACAAGCUCAUUCUUGGGACUUCCAGUUUGUAUUUUGCAAACAUUUUCGACAAAAACGCGAUACCGAUGAAUGCGAUCAGCUAUAUCGUGCUUCCACCUGAUUUAACCUAUCGCUCGAUGCAGAUACUCAUACAAUAUAUGUACACCGGCGAAUCGACUGUUUCGACUGACAUACUCAGUGAGGUGUUGCGUGGGGGAGAAAUUUUGAAAAUCCGUGGACUGUGGCGUAAUGAUGGAUGCAAACCGUCUUCCAAUGCUGAAGGCAGAGAGGCACAAGCGCCCGGUAGCAGUGAAUCAGCGGCACGGCGAUUUGCUAGUCCCGUCUCUGUAACGCUUCCAUCUCAGAACACAUCUACAACACAGGCGGCCACAGGCGGUGUCCCAGCUGUGGCCGUAGGACACAUAAACAUAAAGCGGGACGUAGCCAUUGAUCCCGGUGAUCGGCACCGUGCUGGUCACACCGAAGGGCUUCGACGAUCUCAAAGAAAUCAAGCGUCCGCAGUCGGUCCCUGCACAGAGCAGCAGCAUACGUCGUCGCAAGCGAUCUCAGACGAACAGCAAAUUUCAUUUCCAAUCCAUGAACAUCAGCGGAGGCUGCGUGGAGGGGCCCAGGAACAGCAGCGCAUGGAAACCGCCUCGCCUACUCGGAUGACACUUCCGAAGGCAGGAAAUGGAGGUACUGAGGAGAAUUCGGCAUCUAGCAUGUCGGGGGCACCUGGCGCUGCGAUACCUGAGGAACUGAACUUUCUCAACGUGAAAGCGGAGCCCGUCGAGUGGACGGAUGUGAGAGCGGGAGAGCUUGCCCUUCCCAGUAGUGGCCAGAAAGGGGCUGGCAACCAAUCUCCUCCAAUUCAAGCAGUGAAAGCUGAAGCGCCAGAACCGGGAAUAGAAUCCCGUCCAUCCUCUGUGACGUCCUCUACGGAGCAUCCCACAUACUCACCGCUAACCUGUGAGCUUUGUAGUGAAACGUUUACUAUACCGGGUGAAUGGGUUCGCCAUAUCGAGAGUCACGGUGAUACAUCACAUACAAUUCCAAAACGAAAAAGACGGUUGGAGGGGUCCGAUGAUACUGUUGAGACGGCCGCACUGCGAUGUGAUUUGUGCGCAACGUUUUACGUUACACCGGCCGACUGGGUACGACACGUUCAGAGCGCACACACGGAAACGGAACUGGCGAUUUCAAACAAACGCCAGACGAAUCCUCGCCGUGCGUCCACAUGCUCAUUGGCCGCUGCAUCAUCAGUCACGUCGGGCGAGUCAGCGGGACAGCAGGACAAAGUGUGUAAAGUUUGCAACAAAUCCUUCCCUUCCCAUGCCAGUAUGCUCGUCCACAAGCGUACCCAUACCGGUGAAAAACCAUUCUAUUGCGACACGUGUAACAAGGGUUUUAGCGUAAAAUCGAAUCUACUGCGACACCUGCGAACACUACACAACGUCCAGGGUGAACUGCCAGCCUCACCGCACACUGAUCACGAUGGUUCCGAGUGAUUGCAGCCCGAGGACGACGAGUUUUCCUUUUCCGAUAAUUUAAUCCUUAACGCUCCGUAACACUGUGCUGUUAUCCUUUUGACUGUUGGGUCAGAAACUGCGCUCCUGCUUUAUUUUGUUCAAAGUAAGCGACUAUAUAGAAUAUUGUUUCAAAUAUUCACAAACCCCUACUUGUAACGUUUUGUAAUAAAA